Molecule: messenger RNA, 660 nt
Organism: Pyricularia pennisetigena
Lineage: Eukaryota; Fungi; Ascomycota; Sordariomycetes; Magnaporthales; Pyriculariaceae
Exons: 2
Coding region: 1-660 (219 amino acids)
Source: RefSeq, a predicted model, not a curated record
AUGCUCAAACGACCGUCGGCUACGAGGCCCAGAGCCAGUUUCCGAGCCAUUCUCGCUGACGGUCCUAGGGUCGGCAAAGACAUUGAUGCUCUCGGUGCUGGGUUGGCGAUUGUGGUCGAGGUCACGCGGGCCACCAUCGCCCAUCCCUCCAUAGCCGCCCUGUCGGACUGGGAACCGUCCGCUGCCGAUGCUGGAGCCGUUGCUGCUACGCAUGCCUCGGAGCGGGGCCACCUGCGAUCUGUUUGUGCCGGCACUGACGGGCCGGUCACUGAACGGGUUUCUAUCAGAGUUAUACGACACUGGCCGGCGGGAGUCAUUGAGGUCGAUAGUCUCGAACUGGCCGGAUGCGCGGUUGAGCGCCCCGAUAUGGGCAGCGUCUCUUCUGUCUUCUUCUUGCGGCGCAGGCAGAAGCAAACCCCGAGACCCAGCAAUAUCAAGAAGAUGAGGCCACCCACGACACCCCCAAUGAUGGAUAACUUGGAAGCAUUGCCGUCCCCGCCGCUUGAUACUCCGCUGGUGACGGGCCUUGACGUUGCUGUUGCCGUUGCCGUCUCCGUCGUGGUGUCGGAAGAAGUGCUGCUCGGUGCCGAAGGGCUCGUUGAGGUAGAUGAUGGAAUUGAAAUGCUGGUGGGAGGCCGCGGCUGGGGUGCUGCGCUUUGA